Molecule: messenger RNA, 2729 nt
Organism: Pygoscelis adeliae (Adelie penguin)
Lineage: Eukaryota; Metazoa; Chordata; Aves; Sphenisciformes; Spheniscidae
Product: exocyst complex component 5-like
Exons: 3
Coding region: 36-536 (166 amino acids)
Biological process (GO): Golgi to plasma membrane transport; exocytosis
Cellular component (GO): cytoplasm; exocyst
Source: RefSeq, a predicted model, not a curated record
AUCUGUAUUUGUAACUUUAAAGGACACUGAAUUGUAUGAUCGGACAGAUGAAGCACAUCUUGGCUGCAGAGCAAAAGAAGACAGAUUUUAAACCAGAAGAUGAAAACAAUGUUUUGAUUCAAUAUACUAAUGCUUGUGUUAAAGUCUGUGGCUAUGUUAGAAAGCAGGUGGAAAAGAUUAGAAAUUCUAUGGAUGGCAAGAAUGUGGACACAGUUUUGAUGGAGCUUGGAGUUCGUUUUCAUCGACUUAUCUAUGAACACCUACAGCAGUAUUCCUACAGUUGCAUGGGAGGCAUGUUAGCUAUUUGUGACGUGGCUGAAUAUAGGAAGUGUGCCAAAGACUUCAAGAUUGCGCUGGUGUUACAGCUCUUUGAUACCUUGCAUGCACUUUGCAAUCUUCUGGUUGUAGCCCCGGAUAAUUUAAAGCAAGUUUGCUCAGGAGAACAACUUGCUAAUCUGGACAAGAACAUCCUUCACUCCUUUGUUCAGCUGCGUGUUGAUUAUAGGUCUGCUCGUCUUGCUCGUCACUUCAGCUGAGAGCAUGGAAAGAAAUGUUGUACCUUUGGGCAAGCCCUCAGCUGUUAGAAAGCACAGGGAAUGAUUUCUUACCAAACCAUGGUUGUAACUUUUGUGAGAUAAUGACUGUUCAGAAUAAAGCGGCAGCCAUAUUUAAACGUGACGAUAUAGAAAGCGAGCAGGUAAAAAUCUGAAUGAUAUUUCAUGUAAGCUGAAGUUCUCCUGGUGAAGAGUUUUGCAAAUCUACUUGCUACUGAUUUUUCUUUUUUUUUUAUUGGAAACAUGUCGGUGUAGGAAAGCAAGUGGUGCAUUGAAAGUAUUUUAGUCUUCAAUAUUGAAUUAUCAGAUACCAUUUGUUAGACUUGAACUACAGAGCAUAGCGUAGGUAAUGGAUUACAUAGAAUAGACCAGUGUAAAAACAUUCUCCAUCAAUUUUAAUGACUUAGACUUCAGCACAGCUAAUCAUAAUCAAAUUAUCUUUGAUUGGUGUUUCUAAGUAAUUUCUUUCAUUUAAAACGUUAUCCUGCUCAAUGUAAUUUCUUGCUCUAAUUAAUUAGCUUGGAAUUUCUUUAAGAUGUAGGAGUAAAAGCAACACUGUCCCAGAAAGAUGUAAUUUAUUCAUUGUGUAGGAUUCUAAACAGAACUAAAGUGGUGAAAAGUUUUGGGGUUUUUUUUGGUUCUUUGGCACCUAAUAGUCAAGGGCCCACCGGAACGUACUGGCAUUGUAUGAUCUGACAUUAUUGUUUCUGUUUGAUACCAGCACACUGAAUUUUAUAUACGCUCCUAAAGUAAAUGCAGCUGCCUUGCCUAAGGUGUUCUUAUUACACGGUGAAGGUGCCCAUUGUUGGGUUAAUACAAGAGACCUUUCUCCCGUCUCUUGUUUUGUAUGUAAAUAAAUCCAAAUUCUAACAAAGUGAAAGGGUAAAGCGUAGCCCAGUUUUUCACAUGUGGGAGAAAUGGACAGCAGCUCUAGCAAAAACCUCGAGUAGACAAUUCCUGUGCUGAAGAUAAUUGAUCCUCAGUGCCUGAGCAAUAGAAAAUGUUGAAGUGCGCAAAAGCUUCUCUUCCACUGAUCAUAAUUUUAAUAUUGGAGACAGGCUACUUUUGUGUCAGUUAUGUGCCAGCGUUUAUUCAAGGUGUUUCUGAGGUGGACCCACAGUGUGCAUAUAGUGAAUUGAAGCAGCAGUGGUGUUUGAAACAUCUGGGGUAGCUUUUCCACAAGCGGUUGAAAACUGUUGUAAAUAGACCUUUGUUCAGAGUGAGCUCUUGUGGAAAACAGACUGGAACUGCCGUGGUUUGUGUCUUCAAUCUGACUUACAUCAUCCCUGAACAAAUCAUCUGUAACACUUUAUUUCUACUGUGGGGUCAGCGUACGUUAUGGAAACUUCUUUCUCUCCCAUCUUCAGAGCAGCAUUUCUCUAGAUUUACUCUAUGGGUCGGUCAAAAAAAAUUAUUUUCCUCUUUUGUUAAUGAAUUCCCAGGUGUAGUCAAUAUUGACAGACUUGUGUGGAACUUCUCUUGGUUAGUUGAGGUUCUUCUGCUUCAUUUUAUAUUUAGCAGACCGUUAUUUCAGUAAACAAGAGAACGGAUGCCAGACUGCCUCAAAGUAUUUGGGGAGACUGGCUGCUCUGUUGAGCUGCGUAGCUCUAUUCCUUGGCCAUGGCAAAGCCACAAAGAGUUUUGGACGCUGGAGGAGGCACAUGCUUGUACUGCUGCCAUUUUUUUUCAAAAGCUCUGAUGUGAAUUCAGAUGAUACCUCUCUGUUACCUCUGUAACUGAAAGCCAACAAUUUUAAGGCUGUGGUUUUCUUAACCAGUGCAAAAUCUUUCUACAAAAAAGUGUCAAUUUGUAAACGCUUCAGAACAGUGAACAUCAUCUUAAGACUGCAGAUCACAGAAGUGCUUCAAAACUUGUUGUAUGAUUGUUGGAAUUAUUUUAAGGUUGUAUGAAAUAUAUUUACCAUAUUUCUUGCUUUAUUAGCUGUGUUUUCCAUGCAUAUGCUCAGUGCAGUAUUUUCAUUAUGCCUGUUAACAGGAGGCAGCAAAAAGUAGGUGAAUACUUAAACUUAGAUAUGUGAACUCUUCCUCAAUAAAAAGAAUUCGCUCCAGACACUUUUUUCAUUUCAUUUCCAUGUUCUUCAAAUAUCUUUAUAUGCAAUUGUAUAAGCCCUUCUAUUUAAAAAAAAAAAAAGAGAAUAAAAGUAAUUUUACUGAC